This is a messenger RNA of Brenthis ino (lesser marbled fritillary), 2181 nucleotides long. Lineage: Eukaryota; Metazoa; Arthropoda; Insecta; Lepidoptera; Nymphalidae. The record is from the annotation of a GenBank genome assembly.
AUGACUAAAGCCAAUACCUCGGCGGAAGCCGCCUUGCCGAGCAUGGCGACCCACGUGGAUCAUUACGAAGACCUCAAUCAAGAGCAGUCAAAACUUCUCGAUCCUAAUUCUCCAGUGCCGAUUGUAGCGCCCUCUGUACAAAUUCGCAAAGUCAAGAGUUUUACCGAUACACACAGAAUCCGAGAUGUAAAUACUGCCUCAGGUGCAGCGUCCGCUCGAAGUUUACGCCCUUAUGACCCAGUGAAUUCAUACCCAGAGGGCUCAGAUACCGGAACAAACCAUUAUGCGCCUUCCAUGCGUUCUCUGGCUUCUAUCGGAAUGGGGUGCACUGAUGGUCGAAAAAUGGUCAUCAGACGGGUACCGACUUCACCCACGGAACUUUUUCAUCUAGUGCGUCCUCCUACGCCACCAGACGAAGAUUCAGCCUCGCAUGAAAGCGAAUAUGGCGAAGAAGAGGAAGACGCUGAAACAGUGCAUUUAAAACCCAGAAGACCAUUUUGGGCCAACAAAAUUCAAUUUGUGUUGGCUUGUGUUGGUUACUCAGUAGGUCUUGGAAACGUGUGGCGAUUUCCAUAUCUUUGCUAUAAAAGUGGUGGAGGAGCUUUCUUGGUGCCUUAUUUUAUAAUACUCUUAGUAUGCGGCGUACCAAUGCUUUUCAUGGAAUUAGCUAUUGGUCAGUACACCGCUCACGGCCCUAUUGGCGCGCUCUCACAAAUAUGCCCACUGUUUAAAGGUGCUGGUCUUGCUAGCGUAGUGAUCUCCUUUUUAAUGUCUACAUAUUACGCAGUCAUUAUUGCCUGGGCAAUAUAUUAUUUUUUCACAUCAUUUAAAUCUGAAGUCCCAUGGGCCAGUUGUUCAAAUCGAUGGAACACUCAACAGUGUUGGAUGCCAAAUCAUACAAUUCCAAACAAAGCAAAUGAUUCACAGACUCCCACAGAACAAUUUUUUGAGAAAAAGGUCCUAAAUAUGAGUGAUGGUAUUGAAUAUCCUGGUGGCAUGCGGUGGGAGUUGGCGGCUUGUCUAGUGUGUGCUUGGGUUCUUGUUUAUUUUGCCCUAUGGAAAAGCAUAAAAUCCUCAGCCAAAGUCCGAUAUAUCACUACCACUUUACCAUUUCUAUUGAUAAUAGUAUUUCUUGGUCGAUCACUAACCUUAGAAGGUGCUGAUAAAGGCUUAAGAUUCUUUUUUAAACCUGAUUGGGAACUGCUCAAACAAUCAAGACCAUGGGUUAAUGCUGCGUCACAAAUCUUCAACUCGAUAGGCAUCGCGUUUGGUUCAAUGAUCAUGUUUGCUUCCUACAAUCGAUUCGACAAUAAUUUCUUACACGAUACAUUGGCUGUAUCUUUAGUGAAUGCAGUUACUAGUCUCAUCGUGGGGAUAUUUACGUUUGCUACAAUCGGAAACAUUGCUUUCGAACAGAAUACACCAGUAAAUGUUGUCAUUGCUGAUAGUCCAGGAUUAUUAUUUGUAGUGUAUCCUCAAGCAAUCGCAAAAAUGCCAGCGUCACAACUUUGGGCUGUGUUAUUCUUCUUUAUGUUCCUAUGUCUCGGUUUAAAUAGUCAGUUUGCUAUUGUGGAAGUAGUGGUGACUUCGAUCCAAGACGGAUUUCCCAAUAUGAUACGCAAGCGCCUAGUGUACCACGAGCUCUUGGUGCUGCUCGUCUGUGCUGUUUCUCUAGUCUUUGGGUUACCACAUAUAAUACAUAGUGGAAUAUACAUAUUCCAAUUAAUGGAUUUUUAUGCAGCAUCACUUAGCAUUACGUAUCUCGCAUUCUUUGAAAUGGUUGCGAUAGCAUGGUUCUAUGGAGUAGACCGAUUAUCCCGAAACAUCAAACAAAUGACUGGUCAGUAUCCAUCGUUAUAUUUUCGAUUUUGCUGGCUAAUAGCUGCUCCGGCUUUACUCCUAGCCGUAUGGGUGGCGAGCUUGGUAGACUACACACCUCCGAGCUAUAGACAAUACCAAUACCCUAAAUGGGCACAAGCACUCGGGUGGAUCAUUGCCUCACUCUCUCUCCUGUGCAUACCUGUAUACGCGGUAGUAGUUGUCAUCAGUUCACCAGGAAAUAGUAUUAGAGAAAAAUUACGUAAUUCUAUACGACCGACCUCCAUGUGUGACUGUGGGGUUGCUGGUUGCGACAUAUGCUGCUCAGAGUCUGAAACGCCUGAGGAUAAAGCAACUAUUAAC